Messenger RNA from Hippoglossus stenolepis (Pacific halibut), 2781 nucleotides. RefSeq names its product rab GTPase-activating protein 1. NCBI's taxonomy places the organism in Eukaryota, Metazoa, Chordata, Actinopteri, Pleuronectiformes, Pleuronectidae. The coding region runs from base 66 to 2030 and encodes 654 amino acids. The transcript is spliced from 15 exons. The record is from RefSeq and is a predicted model, not a curated record.
UAAACAGAAAUCAGAGAAUUCAAAAGUGAAGCAAAGUGUGAGGAGGAAAGUUCAGGGUCUGAACCAUGAGGAGGAGAAGCAGCAGGAGGAGCUCCGUCCUCAGGAGGAGCUCCAGCAGCAGGAGGCGCAGCGACAACCUGCACUUCGACGAGUUCGGCUUCAACCUGACGAGGAGGAAGGAGCAGAAGGUCCAUCACCGGUGUCAUGAGUACAGUUACCCCCCGCUCAGCUCACAGAGGGUGAAGGAGCUGUGUGAGCUGCUCAGCUACUGGAACGGAUCCAGCUUCAUCUGCAGGAGCCAGAUCGAGCGAUUCAUCCGAAUGGGCGUUCCUCCGACUCUGCGAGGUCGAGUGUGGAGGUGUCUUCUCGGCACGGACGGUCUGAGGGAGAGCAGUGACUUCAACUACCAGAAGUGCUUGUUAGAGGUGCGAGGCCCCCUGGUGGACUUGGGUGUGAGUGAGUACGGCAUCCUGUCAGCCAUAGCAACACUCAGCGACACACAGAACGAUCUGGACCUGAACCACCAGCCGUCGCCCGACCGCCCUGAGCCGUGCUACUCUGUGGACGACAUCACGUUGUUUCGACAGAUCGCCUUGGACCUGCAGCGCUCCUUCCCAACCCACCGCUCUCUGAUGGGGGAGAGCCCCGAGGCCAUCGAGGGUCAGGCCAAGCUCUUCAGGGUCCUCAUCGCCUACGGAAAAUACAAUCCCCAGGUCGGAUACACCCAAGGGAUGUCCUACAUAGCUGCUGUUCUGCUGAUGCAGUUGGGAGAGGAGGAGGCGUUCUGGGCUCUCACGGCCUUAUUGGAUAAACCUAAAUAUCUGGCUGAACUGUUUGACCUCAGCCUCUCCAAGGUCCAACACCAGGUGAAGGUGUUUGACCAGUUCCUGAAACACAGGAAGCCGAAGCUCUCCCAGCACCUGGAGUCAGUGGGAGUCUUAUCAGUCCACUUUGUGAUGCCGUGGUUCCUCACGCUCUUCACUGCGCUGCCCUGCUGGGAUUCUGUCCUCGCUGCCUGGGAUCUCAUCAUACUGCACGGCCUGUCCGCGGUGUUUCGUAUCGCUCUGACCAUCAUCGACCUGUUGGAGCCUCGGCUGAUGGAGCAGAGCGACGAGGGAGCGGUGCUACCGCUGCUGUUGAGGGUUCCUGUGGACGUAGCCAAGUACACCGUUUUAAUCCCUGCACUGUGGAAUACUGAAGUCCAAGACUGGGAGAUUAAAUGUAUGAACAGUCUGGUGCUGGAUGAGAGCCACCAUGGAUCCAAAACAGACAUGUGUGAGAAUCCGACGGCCUCAGUGUCGAACCAAAGCAUAGAAGAUAAGGAUGAAGAAAAUGCACCAGUAUUGCCAGGAGGAGGAAAACCCACAGAGAAAGACUCAGUUACCAGAGCGAAGAGCGUCCUGACCCGCGUGAUGCGUCUGGCCCAGCGGUACCUGAUCGACCCGAUGGGCCGACAGCGGACUGAGGAGAAGAGCUCGCAAGUGAAGACCAGACAGCGUAGUCCUGCGCCCGGACGGGUUUUCAGGAGCCGGACCUCAACUUCUCUGACCAAAGCUCAGAUCAGAUCCAGGAGGCGGGGCCAGCAGGAGGGCCGAGCCCACCAGCCGACGACGGUGCAGGGGGGUGGCGGCGGUGACGUCACGGUGACGGAUCCAGCCGGUGGUGGGAAAAGUGACGGAGCGGAACAAACCUUCACGAGAGCUGCCACAGAACCUGUGGGCAAGGCAGCCCGUCACCACAGUAACCACAGCAUCCGGGUCAAGUCCCUCCGUCUCCUGCGAAGUGGAAAGAACCCGUCCAACCAUACCCCUCCUCCCUCGUCCUCUUUUCCUCCUCCAUCGCUCCGCUCCUCGACUCUCCCCCCGUUGUCCUCCAUCCCGGCUUCAAACCCUCCGUCAUCCGGAGCGUCUCAGAGCCGAGAGGAACCCAAGCAGCAAGAUACACCCAGGAUGGCUUUCAUUAGGGAGCUGUCGUCCAGACAUCAGAUCAGUGGCCCGCUCAGGAACGCCAGGGAGUCCACGCUCAUCUGACGCUGAAGAGGCAGAGGGACGUGACGGAACAAGACAGGGAGACGACACUAGUUAGUGAAUCAGCUUAUUGGACCGAGACAAGUCGCACAAAACCCAAAUGAACAACUCCCACUAGAACAAGUCCACUGGAACUCCACUAAAAGUCACUGCUCGCACAUUAACCUGGGGGCAGAUCCGUCUGUGUGAGUUAUUCACGAACCAUCAACUAACAGGCAAUAAAGUGUAUGUGCCUGUAUUUGAUUUAAAUGAUAUGUUUAUCGUCUCCUAGGAGAAACCUGCUCAUCACGUAAAUUGAUGACACAGUAUUCGGUCCCUGUUUGAACGGCGGCUGCUCUGCUGACUGUUCACUUGUCUAAUCACCACUCGUGUGUGUUUUUGUUUACGUGUACGUCGUGAAUCGUAAAUCACAACCGGGGAAGGUCUCGGCUCCUGAGCUUGUCUCUGGAACGAAGGAGUUAUCGCUGCGCGGGUCGUGUGAGGACUCGUGUGAGGGACCUGAGUCAGCACCUGAACAGACCUGUGGAUUUAAACUGGCAGACUAACUGAACCAGAGUGUGUAGAUCAGUUCAUGUGGAGACAGAUUUCUGAAACAUGCACAUGAAUAAUGUGUGUGUGUCUCUUUGGUGUUACUAUGUGCUGCACUGGUGCUGUUUCUUAUUUUUCCACUUGACCCAUAAAUGCUACAGAAUGACUCUGUUUUUAUCGUCUUACAUCAUCGACACUAAUAAAAUAUUGAUAUUUGACUUUUUAA